CAGGGAUGAUUUGGUACUGCCUGCAGCUGUAAAGAGCGUGACCUCAGUCUUCCUCCGAGUAAAAGUCUUUGUAGAUGAUUAUCAUUUUGAUGGAGGUGUUUCCGUAUCUGUCUCAUUUGCUGAUGUAAUGCAGAGGGUUAUUUGCAGAGGAAAGACAUGCACAACUUCUGACGAGACUCGGGGAGAAGUAGCCAGUCGACUUCGUGUUUUUGAAAGUUGAGUUCUCCUAAACUGGUGAACAGAGUUCCUCAUUACAACCGAUACAUUAGCGGAAAUAAAAAUAGAAGCGGAAUGGCAGAGGAAGACGAUUUUUCAUACCUAAAGACAUUUCCCCAGGUGUUUCCUGUAUUUCGAGUUCGUUCUUUAAGUGACACUUGGGCUUUUAAAUCUAGAAUAUUGACCAGACUCCGUUCAGCAUGCUCAGUGGAGGGACUGGAAAAAUCUUCUCUGGCCAACUGUGAUGUGGUGGUGGGAAGCUCGCAGUCUCCUCAGCUGAAAGGAAAGGGGAAGCUCUCUUCUCUGGGCAAGAUCUUUAAACCUUGGAAAUGGAGAAAGAAGAGAACCAGUGAUAAGUUCCAGGACCUCUCAAAAGUUCUGGAGAGGAAAAUAUCCACCAGGCAAACUAGAGAAGAACUCAUAAGAAAAGGUGUCCUUAUUCCAGACCAAGAUGAUCCUUUGAACACAGAGACCUUGAAUGGUCAUGCAGUGCCCAGUGGAGUUACUGAAAAGGUCAAAGUAGACAUUGAAACACCAGAACUAGUCCCUGAAGAGAAACCAGACUUGGCAGCAGUGGCAGAGGACCCUGAAGAGAGGAAUGACAGCAAAUGCAGCCCGCAGGCCACUGAGUCAGCCACUCCAAAAACCCCUACCAAAAAACAUCAGGCCACACCCCAAAAACCGUCUGGUGAGGCCACAAGCACAGGCGUGAAGAAAGUGGGCCAAGCAGGGGGUAAAAAGGUUACCAAGAGCACCAAUAAGCAGGUCUCCGCUCCUCCGCCCAAACAAACCACACGAACUACCGCUCGUGGCAAUGCUAAACCUUCGAACCCUAAAAAAACUGCAGGCACAUCCAAAAGUUCCUCUCAGGCCUCAGGACAAUCUUCUUCAUUGACCAGCUCCAAGACCCCAAAGAAUAACAGCUUAGAAGCGCAACCCAAGUCUGCCAAGAAAACCGAACCUUCCAGGUCACCACGGCCCCCUUCCAAACCCUCAUCUGAGAGCACGGAAAGCUCUUCUAAGAAGGACAAAAAGAAAAAAGAAGUGACCUCCAAUAUUGAGAAAGCUGAGGAGACCUCUCAGAAUGGGAAGGGUGCCAGUCAUCUCUCGGAGUCGUCUGCAAAGAAGGACAAAAAACAACCCUAUGUUAACCAAACCACAGAGGAAACGUCCUUCGCUGGAUCUUCAAAUGGACUUUCUUCAGACACUUUAGGGCAGCCUGUGAGCACAGAGAGUGAAACGGAGAAAGAGAGGGCAGUGGCAGAACAGACACAGAGGAUUGUUGGGACUGAUGAGGGAGAGAGACAACAAACCGUCAAUGUGGAAAGUCCAGAAGUGACUAUCAUUCCUGACUCCAUUCGAGAAAACCAGGCCAACGACUCAGAUUCAGAUGGACCUAUACUCUACAAGGAUGAUGAAGAGGAGGAUGAGGAUGAUGAGUAUACCUCUAGCUCACUUGCCAACAAAAUUCGCCGCAGGGACACACUUGCCAUGAAACUUGGUAACAGGCCCAGCAAGAAGGAGCUAGAAGAGAAGAACAUUCUCCCACGGACUUCAGAGACGGAGCGACAGGAGCUAUGGCAGCAGAUUGGCUGUAAACUAGUGAGACGGCUGAGCCAAAGGCCCACCACAGAAGAGCUUGAACAGAGAAAUAUUCUGAAACAGAAAAAUGAGGAAGAAGAACAAGAGGCCAAGCAGGAGAUUAAAAGAAGGCUAUCCCGAAAGCUCAGCGUCCGGCCCACAGUUGCAGAGCUGGUGGCCCGUAGAAUUUUGCGCUUCAAUGAAUAUGUGGAGGUCACAGAAGCAAAAGACUAUGAUCGCCGUGCUGACAAGCCCUGGACCAGGUUAACCCCUGCAGACAAAGCUGCUAUACGUAAAGAGCUUAAUGAAUUUAAAAGCAAAGAAAUGGAAGUCCAUGAAGAAAGCAAACAGUUUACCAGGUUUCAUCGGCCCUGAGGCGGUGCCUGGUUGUGGGGGUUCUGGACAGCCGCUAACUCGAGGCUCUCUCUUCCUGUCUCUUCGCCAUGCUUCCUGCCGGGAGGCUAACAGACUGGCUCCCUGUGGCAGCCGGCUCUUCCCUGGCACCGGCUGCACUUCGGUUCUUGCUUUCAGCCACUAGAGGGCUUCAGCGUGGCUAAAGAUAGGAUUGGGAUGCCAUUGCGAACCGAAACGGAAAGAGAGGGGACCUUCAAACAAGAUAAAGCAAUGCAAUGGUUCUGACAUGUUUUUUUCAUAUCUGUAAUGUUUUUGCACACACUAAGGACAAGACUUGCACUCUUUUAAUUUAAAGUGUCCCUGGUAUUCUCUCAAGGUUAAGCACAGCAGUGUGAAAACAUUGAAGCGCGUGCAGUGACUCAUCAGUGGCUCGCAUUGUUGCUGCAUGCAGCUCGGAGGAUUUUUUUGUGUGUUUUGUUUUGUAUAUAUUACAUAUUUCUAGCAGUAUUCGUGCAGAGUCCAGUAAUAUCUAUGAAUAUCCAUGCAUGUGGAAAAAAACAAACAUUUUAUAAGACUCAUGUAUCUGGUCCAGUGUAUAUCACAUGGAUAUUGAGGUUUAUUUGGGCAUCAUGAUGUCCAGAUUUAUUACUGCCAUUAUUCGUCUGUAUCAAGAUCAAUACGUCCUCAAUAUAAUAGAAUGUAAUCAGAUUUAUGUUGUGCCUUGACAGUGUUGCCCCCCCCCCCCCC
This is a messenger RNA of Cyprinus carpio (common carp), 2898 nucleotides long. Its product is annotated as phosphatase and actin regulator 2-like. NCBI's taxonomy places the organism in Eukaryota, Metazoa, Chordata, Actinopteri, Cypriniformes, Cyprinidae. Gene Ontology annotation, molecular function: actin binding. The record is from RefSeq and is a predicted model, not a curated record. Gene Ontology annotation, biological process: actin cytoskeleton organization.